AUGUCAGGGUUGGAACUAGAGCUGACCAUUACUGCUCUCCUCAAGGCUAUCACAGCCCUCACAACCACAGUUGGGUCCUUGCAGGACCAAAUCAAACACCAAGGCCAACAGCUCACUGAGCUCAGGGCCAUAUGCAAGGAAACCACCAACUUGCUUGGCAACAAGGACCAGGGAACAGGACAAGCCCAGCCUGGCCCAUUGACUGAGCCUAUCACCCCUCCAGGAAGACCAGAAGACCAAACCCACACUCCAGGCACAGUUAGGCCUGGGCUCAAGGCCCCCUUCUGCUCAUCAAGGGGCACAGGGCCUGACUCAGAAGAGGAAGAAAAGCCACAACAAGCCAAGAAGGAGCCUUGCAGAAUGCCUAGGGAUCUGAGGUCCCUCACCCCCUUUGACUCAGGCUCCAAUGUAAAACAUCCCAAGAUGAAGCUCCCCAACCCCUAUACAGGAGACACUAGGGGGUGCAAGGCCACACAGUGGCUUGAUUGA
Molecule: messenger RNA, 489 nt
Organism: Rhizoctonia solani
Lineage: Eukaryota; Fungi; Basidiomycota; Agaricomycetes; Cantharellales; Ceratobasidiaceae
Exons: 1
Coding region: 1-489 (162 amino acids)
Source: RefSeq, a predicted model, not a curated record